This is a messenger RNA of Sciurus carolinensis (gray squirrel), 2853 nucleotides long. It is a transcript of the gene Nfam1, whose product is annotated as NFAT activating protein with ITAM motif 1. The transcript has 6 exons. NCBI's taxonomy places the organism in Eukaryota, Metazoa, Chordata, Mammalia, Rodentia, Sciuridae. Gene Ontology annotation, molecular function: transmembrane signaling receptor activity. Gene Ontology annotation, biological process: positive regulation of cytokine production; regulation of B cell differentiation; B cell receptor signaling pathway. Gene Ontology annotation, cellular component: membrane raft. The record is from RefSeq and is a predicted model, not a curated record. The coding region runs from base 37 to 849 and encodes 270 amino acids.
GGACAUUGACUGAGUGUCCCAGACAAGGCAACCCGGAUGGAGAGCUGGCUCCUGUGGUGGCAGGCCCCAGCAGGCCCCCUGCACCCUCCCGGCUGCCUCGUGGCCCCGCGGCUCCUGGGGUGGCUCCUGGUGCCCUGGACCUUGCAGCUGGCAGGAGGGCAGUCAGUGAUCCACACUGGCCUCCCCAUUGUGGCCUCCCUGGCCAACACAGACGUCUCCUUCAACUGCAAAAUCACCUACCAGCAAACCCCCAAAUUCCAGCCCUUCACCGUCAGCUACUUGCACGUGGAUCUCCAGGGCAGGACUAGCGUCAGGAAGCCCACAGGCUGCCGACCCAGUCUGGGGACCGAGAACCAGACCUACACACUGGAUUGCCACGUCACCGCCAGGCUGCCGGACGCGUCGGCCACAGGCACCUACUACUGCUGCGUCCACUGGCCAAGCUCCACGGUCAGCACUCGUGGCAACGGAACCUUCAUCCUGGUCAGAGACACAGGGUACCAAGGCGCCCCGCAGAGCAUCCAGAAGCCCCUGCUCUUUAGCUUCGCAGGCCUCCUGACUGCCGUGAGCGUGCUGAGCACCGCGCUGCUGCUCUGGAAGAAGAAACAGAGGCUGGUUCCAGAAAAGCACACCCCCAAGAAGUGCUCGGAUCCACGCUCUGCCAGCAGAGCCCCACAGGCUCCCGCUGAAUCCAUCUACACGGCCCUGCAGCACCAGGAGCCGGAGGUCUAUGCCUGCAUCGAGCACCAGGCUGGCAGCCCUCCCUCCGCCCGGAGCCGCCCCUCCCAGGAGAACCCGCAGAGGUUUGAGGACGACAGCGACUUUAACCUGGUCUAUGAAAAUCUCUAGGACAAGUUCUACCAGCCGUGCGUCUUGUCCUGGAUCAGAGGUCGGGGGCACGGGCCUUGACCUGAACCGAAGACCUGGACCUGAACGGGGAGUGAGGUCCCCAGGCACACACCCCAGGGCCUCGCCCUCGCAUUCGAGGCCCCCUCCCCCAUCCCGCACCCAGAGGAGCGCUUCCAGUCCUCAGGCCUUUCCUGGGCUGUCCCAUCAUCCUCUCCUGCUGCAGUUGGCAAAGUACUGCUUGGUCCCUGCAGGCUGGCUGGAACCAGCCUUUCUCUGAAGCCCUCCUCACCCACCUGUGCCAGCCCACAGAUCUGUUUAUGUGGCUCACUUGGUGCCAGCCUGCAUCUUGGUGCGCAGCCCACGGAACCUAGAGAACAUGGCAAGGGCCCCCAUCAGUGCUGCGGGUGGGUGAGAGGUGAGGCCGCUGUGAACGCCCCACCUGCCCAGCGAGUCCAAAGGCAUGAGGUGGCCACACCAGGGAGAGGAAGAGGCUGGCCUGGGAGGCAUGAGAGGCAGACAGGGCUCAAGGGACAGAUAUGCAGGCUGAGGAUGUGACAAGUGGUGGUGGACAGACGAGGCCUGGAGCAGAAAGGGUCCUACGCAUGCUUUAGAGAAAGGGGAUUCUGGCGCGUUGGGAUGUGGCCCUGGCUGAGCAGGAGGUGGGUGAUGGCCGGAGCUCUUCCCUGUCCCCACAAGGCCCCCCGGGGCGUCUCCCCUCGGCCUGGCCCUCUGCGUUCACUGGCCUCCUGCUGGUCGCACUCUGAUCUUCAGGUUGCUCUGCAUCAGGGCCUCAGUGGCCCCUCCUUCCACCCCAAGACCCCACCCUGAAGCCCCUCUCGCUAGCCGUCCUGAGCCCACUGCUGCAGCUCUGUCCAGCUCCGCUGACUUCCCCAUCUUCAGCCCCACCCCCAGCCCUGUGUGUGCAGGCCACGUGGGACCCCGGCCUGUCCUAGCUGCCUACACUCCUCCUCUUUCCUGUGGUGGUCCAGCUGCAUGGCUUGGCACCUCACCUCCCCUGGAUGGGCAGAGGGGUCUCUGUUGCAGUUGAGGCUAGGGGUGAACAGUGAGCCUGACCCAGUGCCUGUCUACUCCUCUGAGAGCGAAAGGGACUCCUUAUCUUACCCUUGAGGCAGCCCUGCAAGGAAAAGGACCCACUGUUUCCUGGGCAGACGGGCUAAGGGUCCUGGUCACCUAGGCUGUCAUAUGAUGCUCCCCUCUCCCCUCCCUGGGCUCUCCCAAUGUUUGUGCCCUGGCGAAUUGGACAAGUCAAUCUCCCCUCACCUCCCGGGCUGCUCUGGAAGUUUCUGGGCUGCCUCAAGGCCACUAAAAUAUCCCCAUGUAGGAUGGGGGACCCAAGCAGUUGUGGGACACCAGCUCUUGGACAGCACCUUCUUCUCUGCAGGUCAGGCCCUCCCUGUGGGGACAGGAGGGCUAAGGGUGGCCCAGAUGACCUCCAGGUGUCCCCAGGCACUCUGCUAGAGGGCACAGGGCAUCCCUGGGCCCAUAGGAUGAUCAUGGGCCUCAGAGACUUGUUUCUGGGCUGCCUGAGCAGGAUCAUAAGGCUGGGAUCCCUUCCCCGUCCAAGCCUGUGUCGGGAGGGCAGCAGAGCCACCUUCAGGUUCAGACUCCAGCCGCCUGAGGGUGGGGCUGGGAGGGGGCCGGGGGGGGCGCAAAAACUGCAGCCAGCAAGAUCAGGAGGCGCCGCUUGGCCAGGCCUGCCUCCUCCGCCUCCUGGGCCUCUCUGUCCUUGACCCCUGGACCUCCUAAUUGGGACUCAGGCUUUUCCAGCCUUCUCCAGAGGAGUGAGGGGACCUUGGCAGGGACUUCACUGUGUGACGCAGGCCCCUCACCAUGGCUCCCUGCUGCAGCCUGCCCUGCAGUCUCUUCUCACAGAGCAGCAGAAGGAUCCCUCCUGCUCAAAACCACCUGUGGUUCCCAUUUCAUUUGGAAUAAAAUCCCAGCUCCUGCCUGUGGCCUAAGACACCCUUGAGGACUGAACUGAAG